Molecule: messenger RNA, 1403 nt
Organism: Phragmites australis (common reed)
Lineage: Eukaryota; Viridiplantae; Streptophyta; Magnoliopsida; Poales; Poaceae
Product: peroxidase 57-like
Exons: 4
Coding region: 173-1147 (324 amino acids)
Biological process (GO): response to oxidative stress; hydrogen peroxide catabolic process
Cellular component (GO): plasmodesma; plant-type cell wall
Molecular function (GO): heme binding; peroxidase activity
Source: RefSeq, a predicted model, not a curated record
AGAGAGAGAGAGAGAGUGGUUUUUCUUGCUGCUGUUAUAGGCAGCAAAUGCACUGUGCUGUGCAGGCCAACGAUGCACAAGUUCCUUCUGGUACAGUCCAGACUCCAGUAGCCCCGCCGCGUAGAUAGAGGUAGGCAGCUAUCAGAUCGGCCGACCGGUUGACCGGAGCGAGAUGCAGGCCCGCUCCGCCGCGCUGCUCGCCACCUUCUUCGUCGUCGUUCUUUCGUCGGCCGCGAGCUGCCGCGGGCAGCUGGCGAACAACUACUACGCUGGCAGGUGCGGCAACGCGAGCGUGGAGACCAUCAUCCAUGACGCCGUCAAGGCCCGCCUCGCCUGGGACAAGAGGAUGGUCGCCGGCCUCCUCCACCUGCUUUUCCAUGACUGCUUCGUCACCGGGUGCGACGCGUCGAUCCUGCUGGACGGGUCUAACACGGAGAAGACGGCGGUGCAGAACAGCGGCAUCUUCGGAUACGACCACAUCGACGACAUCAAGACGGCACUCGAGAACAAGUGCCCUGGCGUCGUCUCCUGCGCCGACAUCAUCGUCGCCGCAACCAGGGACGCUGUUGCCAUGUCCGGAGGGCCGAACUACCAAGUGCAGCUGGGAAGAAGGGACGGCAUGGUGUCGCAGGCGUGGAUGGCGGGCGCGCUGCCGGGCCCCAACGUCGACAUCCCAACGGCCAUCGACAUGUUCUCCAAGAAGGGCUUCAACAGCUUCGACAUGGCCAUCCUCAUCGGCGCUCACACGGUUGGGGUGACGCACUGCUCGGUGAUCCACGACCGGCUGUACAACUUCAACAGCACGGGCAAGCCGGACCCGGCCAUGGACCCGCUGUACGUGUGGAUCCUGACCACGUUCGCGUGCCCCAAGGGCCAGACCUUCGACAACAUCGUCUACCUCGACGACCCCUCCAGCAUCCUCGUCGUCGACAAGAGCUACUACGCGCAGAUCAUGAAACGCCACGGCGUGCUCACCGUGGACCAGGCGCUCGGUGACCACAGCUCCACAGCGUGGAUGGUCAAAUUCCUCGCCACCACAGACUUCUUCCCCUCCAUGUUCAGCUACGAGCUCAAUAAGCUCGCCGCCCUCGAGGUCCUCACCGGAACCGCCGGCGAGAUCAGGACAAACUGCCGGAGGACCAACUGAUCGAUCCAGCUAUAUACAAAAUUAGUUACUAUUAGCUACUAGCUACAUGUGGGAAGCUGCUGCUACGAGAAACAAACAAAGAAAGAAGAGCUAGUCGAGAGAAGAGAAGAGAUAGCAGACAUGACAACCUACCAACGAUUGAGAGCAUUGUCAGUGCGUGAUUGCAUACGGUUUUACCAUAGUUAAAAUUUUAGUAAAGAUUUAAUUUACUGGAGUAGUACAAGGAUCAUUUUUUUUUCGUGUGUCUUCUGAUUCU